AUGCCUAAAAACUGGUUUGAAGAAGAGAAAGCUGGUCAAGACUGGUUUCGUUUGUUCAGACAACGUCACAGUUUAUCAGUUCGUCAACCAGAAGCUACUUCAUUGGCACGAGCAACAGCUUUCAAUUCUCAUGUUGUAAAUAAAUUUUAUGAUAAUCUGGCUAAGGUUAUGGACAAAUACAAAUUCGAACCUCAGGAUAUCUACAAUUUGGAUGAAACAGGGUGUCAUACAGUGCAAUCCCCUGGAAGGGUUUUCACCAGAAGAGGACGAAAACAGCUUGGGUCAAUCACCUCAGCAGAGCGUGGGAAGCUAGUUACCCUGGUAUAUGUGGUCAGUGCAACUGGGAAUGUCAUACCUCCUAUGUUUAUCUUUCCAUGUGUGCAUGUCCGAGAUCACAUGCUGAAUAUGGCACCACAUGGAUCUGUAGCAGCUGCAAAUAAAUCUGGUUGGAUAACAGAACAGAUCUUCCCAAAGUUUCUGUUACAUCUUGUGAAAAACACACGAUGCACAAAAGAAAAACCAGUUCUCGUACUUAUGGAUAACCAUGAAACUCACAUCAGUCUUGAAGCUAUUGAUUUUGCUAAAGGGAAUGGCAUAAUUUUGCUAACCAUCCCACCUCACACAUCCCACAAAUUACAGCCGUUAGACAAGACAAUCUAUGGGCCCUUCAAGAAAGCAUAUUCUCUAUCCAUGGAUGCAUGGAUGCGCUCACAUCCAGGGAGAACAGUCUCCAUUCAUGAAAUACCUCACUUGUGA
This is a messenger RNA of Macrobrachium nipponense, 756 nucleotides long. RefSeq lists its product as uncharacterized. The coding region runs from base 1 to 756 and encodes 251 amino acids. Gene Ontology annotation, cellular component: nucleus. Gene Ontology annotation, molecular function: DNA binding. The transcript has a single exon. The record is from RefSeq and is a predicted model, not a curated record. NCBI's taxonomy places the organism in Eukaryota, Metazoa, Arthropoda, Malacostraca, Decapoda, Palaemonidae.